AGUGUGCGUGGCGCUCCCUUCCAGGCUACAUGGCGGGUAAACAUUCACUCCACUGGGCCUCCACCACCACCACCACCACCACCACCCAGUCGCCUCUCAUCCUCAGCGUCACGGAAACACCACAGCCAAACGAGGACCAUUGGCGGACUAAAGACACGAAGCUCCUUUCGCUUCACACGCACCGGUGGGCGUUGGCGGCGGUGGUGGGCGUAGCAACGGUAGCGGCGUGGCUGGCAGCAACAGUGAUGGCCACGGCACUGGCGGCUACCCCAAGGCUAGCAUCUGCUGACAAGGACACCGCUGGAGCAGGAGUGGGUCUACUACAGACGGGAACGCCCCUAGACGCUGACCUGAGGGCCGCCUUCCAGCUAGCAGCGCGGCGCAGCGGUGCGGGGGUGCCGCUGCGAGAGGCCACUGCCGCUGAUACCGCCACGGACGUGGUGGCGACCUUCACUCAGCUGUGGGAGGCAGGCGUGAGGGUGUUCCUGGCAGGCGUCUCUGCCACACACACGGAAGCUUUGUGUCGACACUUGCAGCAGACAGGGAGGGAGGCGCUCCUUGUGUCCCUCACAGACGACGCCGAUACUCCUUCCUGCAGCAGCAGCAGCAGCAGUCUCUUGGCGUCUGUUUCCCCGCCGCCGGCCGCGCUCGUGGCCACGGAGGUGGCAGCGCUGGUGGAGGGCGGCGCCACCCAUCUCCAGCCUGUACUCAUGCCGUCGCGGGCGGGUGAGUCACUUCUGCCAGGCCUUAGGGCGGUGGCGGCGGCCCACAACGUGACCGUGGCCUCGCCUGUCUACAUGGACCCCGCGCGCCCCUCUGUCAUGCCGCUGAGCCAGGCGCUGGACGCAUCGCCUAGAACCGCCGUCUGGCUGGCGGCAGACCACCACCUGCCGCAUCUCAUGGCGCCGCUGAGGGCAGCCCUCUACGGCCGCCUUGUUAUGCUUCAUGCCCAUCCCGCCCACCUCGCCGCCCUCUUCGCUCAUCCCGCCGCCCGUGCCGCCGCCGAGACCUGCGCCGUCACCACAGUGCAGUGGGCGGGGCCCUCUAGUGUUGACAGCCUCGCCCACCGCCGCCUCAUGGCCGCCCUCAAGCCCAUCGAUCCGCUGGCGGCCGCCCUAGCCUACCACGCGGCAACCCUGUCCAUCGACGCUGCACUCCACGGCAGCGCCCACACUGCAUCACAGUCCAAGGCUCACCCACCAGGGGCGGCGAGCAGGUGGGGCGCUGAACAGGAGGUCCGGGACACAGAGGAGGUAGGCGCUACCCCUGCCAGGCAACAAGCAGGGUGGGCAGCACGCCUCCGUCUAGUAAAGCAACACCUGGUGAAGACGAUGGUGAUGCAGGACUCCCCGUGGCUGCUGGAGGGCAUGACCUGGGUGCAUGAAGGCAGCGGCCCGUCCCCCUGGCUGGUGAGGGGGAGCUAUGCCCCCGCUCGCCUGCUCACACGACAGGAAAUGUGGCAGCUUGGGAAGCAUGCAGGCUGUGGUUCCCUGGCCAGGGUGGAGGUACGCGCCCACGACCCCCUCACCAACCGACCCAUCCUCAAUGCCUGGCCAGUCCACGCCGCGCCAGAAGUGCUCCUCAUACCGAACUUCUCCCCGCGGGGCUUCAGUGUCAAGGCACACUGCCCGGACCGUGUCAGGAGGGAGGUGGAGGUGGGGUGCCAGGGCGCCGCGGCACACGAUGAGUUACUAAAAUGCGUAAUGGUGGAGUCCAGAAGAGCAAGACAGCGACGCGAGGUGAACAACUUCAUCACCCACCAUGGCGUGUCUGGGAGGAAGUUUCAGGGGCGAGGCUUGACGUACGCCAUCAGGAAAGCGAAGGGCUUCAUCCACCAUCCUGACGUGAGAGCCUUCAUUCCACAGCUGGGCGGCUGUCUCGGAGCGACCGGGGGCUGUAGCUACUGUUUUGUCUUCAUCAUGGGUAGCAACGUGACUGUGAACCCUGGAGUAUGCAUGGGCGCGUGCGCCGUGGCCGUGGGCGCUUCCUGCUCCUCGCUUGUCGCCAAGGGUGUGGAAUACCAGAUAGCUCACACCGUCAUCUGCACGGAGCUAUUCGCGCAGGGCCAACUCUCCUGGGAUUCCUACAUUGCAGACGCUGCCUACGGGGCGCGUGUGGCGGCAACCAACCCCCAGGCGCUGCGAGGCUACCAGCUGAUGGCGAGCCCUUUAGUGGCUGCCAUGCAGGUCAGUCCAAGCCUCUCCAGCCUGGUGGAAGUGUUGGCACGGCCCUGGGUCAGGCACAUGGAGUAUGAGGAGGGCAUAGCAGAGGCUGACGACCCAGUGGGACAUCUAAUGACUGCCCUGGGCCUGCCACUGUGCUCAGCUGUGGCACUGCUGUACCACCACAUCCUCAAGGCAGCACUCAUUGCCCUGAUGACCACCAUGACCUGGUGCGCCCUCAAGUGAGCACCACCCACCUCGGGAACACCACCAAGACUUGCCUCACAGCUGGGCCACUCCUGCCGAGAGGAGAUGCGAGCCACACUCUCAGGAAUACUGCAUCCCAGGCUGGCCACCUUUAGGCCUCCGUUCAACCUAGUCCCUUCAUCUCCCCACGGCAGCAGCCCGCCCAGCAAGCCCCCAAGGACUCACCAGGACUCCUCCGGCCACGAGCGUGCCAGCUACUGGACGCCUCGAUGUGUCAGCAGCAAAGGUUUACUGUGAUAUUUGUACAUUUAUACCCACGCGGGGCACGGCCCUGGGCUGCCCUGGCGUCCGGAGCAGGGCAGCCUUGGAUGACUCUCUUGUCCCUGUAUCGGCCUGUGUCAGGCUUCUUGGGUAUUCACGCCACCGACACAUUACCAAAGUUACAGUUUCAAAGACUGUCAAAUCACCACGUGUAAUUUUACACUAUGUGCAUUUAUGUGUAAAACUUCGUCAGUAGGUAACCUGCACCUGAGCAACACCUCGGGGAUUUCUGAUCGUUACGGGACACACACACACACACACACACACACACACACACACACACACACACACACACACACGUCAAUAGCUUAGCCCUCCCUCACACAGCAAGGCAGGGACGGCUCCUCCUCCUACUACUGGUGCCUGUAUAGUCAUAAACUCAACCUGUGCCAACGUGUUGUAAUGUUAGAACAUUUAGCCGUGGAGCAACAAGGACACGUUCUAUCACAGUGCGUGUCACACAUCCCUAAUAUUCGGACGCUUUUAUGUAGCUCCGCAACAUUCCCUCCCAUUUUUUUUUUUUUCUAUUUCUUCUUCCCAUUUUGUCUUUAUGGAUCUGAUGAAUGCUGUACUAAUGUAUUUAUCUAAGCAAUCCAUAUAUAAGAAUUAUCCUCACAAUUUAUUUAUAUUUAUACUUCGCCUUCCAUUUUCUAUGCAAUGUGUGCAUCAUAGAUUCAAUGAACGCUAUUCCAGCGUAUUUAUUAAUUUAUUUACUCAUAUUUAUUCAGGUCAAUGUGCAGUUUGUCAUAACGAACACUAAAAAAACAGUGUACAGCAUCAUUGCAAUGUUCACAACAUCAGGACAACAGUGUACACUUGCUUUCCCUUGUUACUUGGGCAUGAAAGCUGCACAUUUCCCGCCCUCAUUUCUUUGUAUAUAAUUGUUCAGUGUAUAAAUGUAGCAUUUUUUGUAAAGCUGUUGUGUUUUUUUUUUUUUAGUGUUGUUGAAGUUUUGUUUGUAUAGUAAAAUUUGAAAUGUU
Molecule: messenger RNA, 3670 nt
Organism: Portunus trituberculatus (swimming crab)
Lineage: Eukaryota; Metazoa; Arthropoda; Malacostraca; Decapoda; Portunidae
Exons: 3
Coding region: 30-2408 (792 amino acids)
Source: RefSeq, a predicted model, not a curated record